AGUCCAAAAAACGAAGGGUAAGCAGAGAUGUUAGAAACAACGAAACCACUGAAUGUCUACUGUAAUAGCGAAAGUGGCUACGAUUCCUCGCAUGCAAGUGUUGAAUCAUCCAGAAGAAAUUCGAUCGGAUUCAAAGAAUAUGUGAAAAAUCGGCGUUACAGUAUGAUGAGUAAAUGUUCAUCAUUUCAGCCGAAUCGGGUAACCAUACCAAUACCGUCAACAUGCGAGGCUUCGAGGAGAACAAGUAGUUCGGAUUCAAACGUCGAAUCAUCUGUGCCUGACGAUAUAGACGAUAUAGACCUCUCACCAAGACCUCUUUAUCAGCGAAGGAUGAGCGUACCAGAAAAAGUGUUUCAUAGUGCUGACUAUGCGAUCCUGCGACCGUCAGCCGAAGCAGAUGUGAAGUUUGAAAUAGUCGCUGCUUUCGAUCGUUAUACUGAUCCCUAUCGUCAUUAUAUGCAGUCUCUCACUUGUUACGAUCUCCAACCCACUCAUGGUGCUGUGGUUGUGAUUGAUGGGGAUUUGAAGAUUCAUAAAGCUCUGACGGCUUUGAGCCAGUGCGGUCAUCAAGUGGCCAUCGUAUCCAACUUGGAUGUCAAAGGAGGCUUCGGAAUCCUUACGGUGACGGAUUGCCUCAAGGCCAUUGUUCUAGCUUCGGAGGGAGUGCAAAAAGUUGCGGAACAAACGGUUGCUCAGUUUCUAAAAUCUAGCAAUCGGAAACAGCUGGUGACGACCGAUGUAAAUACGAGCGUUUGGGAUGCAGCGAAACUGAUAUGUUUGAACCGAAUCCAUCGAAUUCCUGUGGUGCAUUUUGACGACUCGAACCCCGCCGAUAUCAAGAAACAACAAGGCGGCCUGCUCUACGUGCUUAGCCUAAGGACCGUCUUCACCGAAACUAUAGUGAAACUGGCUGAUCCCAAACCAUCUUUGUGUUCUCUGAUCAAGAAGAAAACUAUAUCCGAGCAUAAGCUUGGCACGUGGAAGCGAUUGCACACUGUACCGCAAACAGCAACUUGCGAUGAAGCGAUUUCAUUGUUUCUCAAUAAAAAAAUCUCUAGCGUUCCCGUUGUGGACUCAAAUGGACGUGUUCUUGGUGUUAUAGGAAAAAGUGACAUUAUGUCAGAAUUAGUGCGACACCCGAGCAAUUACCUCGAAAUUUUGGACAUUCCUAUUAUGGACAUAGUCGCCUCAUUGAGCCCUCCUGUGUACGGUACCACAACGAUGACUGUAUACGACUGUAUCGCGAUGAUGGUCAACACCGAUCGACAAUCCAUCGUCAUUCUCGAUGUGGAACGACGCCCACAAGCUUUGAUAUCUUACUCGGACAUCAUGGAUUUCAUUCAGAAUUGUUCAGAUUCGCACCACAAAUUGAGCUUGGCCUAGACGUGGUCAUGAAAACUCCUUGUCGGAAAAUAUAUUCAUCUUUGUCUGUCCUAAAGAGAAAAUCGCAGGCUAUAUGUCCUAGUUUUGAACAUACCCCCUCAGUGAAACUUCUCAGGGAUGCCACAGCGCACAUUCAAAUCAGCGAUGACCAAAUUUGGCAUCACUUCAGAUUUUCCGGUGAUUCGCUAAUAAUAUUGUACUCCUCAGCUGUUAAGCAAUUCAUUCUUGCCUCGCUCUCCGUAAGUACCUCUAGAAGGUUUUUUCAUUCGUAAUCUACGCUCUUGUUUACUGUACUUACAUUGUCUGUGUACUAUAAUAAUGCGCUUUGGAUGCUAGUGCUUAGAUUGAGUAGUUCCCAGAGCAUACAGAGGUCUAAGUAGAGGAUAUCACUUAUUAUUACAGUGUAGCACGUUAGUUUUCGUGUACUGAUGUUUUGUAUAUUAACUAUUGAUGUUCUUUACGGUAGCGUAACGUUAGAGCUGUUGAUGUCGCUAUUCUGUUGAAUCAGUUCAUCCAAAGGCGGUAGAAUGCGUUGUAGUCUUGAAUUUUGUUGUUAAUAAUAUAUUGUUACCUCGCCUCUGCUAGCUUUUGCUUCGGAUUUACAUUCGUUAGAGGAAAGUUUAAUAUUGAUAGUCGUGAUUACUUGUAAAAACUCUGUGAUCGUAGUGCCACUGUUCCUCUAUCAUGACCUAGUUCGUCAACAAUGCUGGGUAUUUGCAAC
Messenger RNA from Cylicocyclus nassatus, 2104 nucleotides. The record is from the annotation of a GenBank genome assembly. NCBI's taxonomy places the organism in Eukaryota, Metazoa, Nematoda, Chromadorea, Rhabditida, Strongylidae.